GAGAAGAAGAAGAAGCUCUUUCUAACCUGGAUCCAUGUGGCGUCUCGUCGCUACGGUUCUCUCUCUUUGUGUUCCUCAGAAAGUGUGUGUGAGCUCCAGCACCACUGAUCCAUCAUCUGUGUGUCUGGAUAAACCUCUGAAUGGACUCAGUGCUCUUUUUUCUGGAGCGUUUACCUCGGACUAUAGGAGCUAGCUUAGCAUGCUAGCUGGAAACACGUUAACAACACUAGUCAGAUUGAGAGUUUGAUGGAGAGAGAAACGGUGUGUUUAAUGGAGUUUGCAGGAAGAGGUGAUCUAGUAAACAUGAGUAAAGUCCAAAUGCUGAUGUCGUUGAAGAAGCAGCGACUCACUGCUGCUGCUGAAGAGAUAUUUGCUCUGUUUGAAAAAACGAUAGCAGAGCUUGAGGAGGAGCUGUCUCUUUCCAAAGAGGAGAACGAGAGACUCCAGAAACUACUGGACGCUGUUUUACAGCCUCAGCUUCGGAUACACAGAGCAGACGUCCAGCUGCUGGUGGUGGUUAAAGAAGAGGUUCUCCCUGACCAGCAGGAGUGGAGCACCAGUCUGGACCAGGAGGACCCAGAGCCCCCCCCACACAUUAAGCAGGAACAGGAGGAACUCAGAAUCAGUCAGGAGGGAGAGCAGCUUCAGGAGCUGGAGGAGGCUGAUAUCACCAAGUCCACUUUCACUCCUGACCCUGUGAAAAGUGAAGAUGAUAAAGAGAAACCAGGACCAGAACCAGCCAGAAACUCAGAUCCAGAGAGCAGUUUACAACCAAAGACUGAGGACGACACUGGAGACUCUUCUGAACCUGACACUGGAGACUCUUCUGAACCUGACACUGAAGACAGUGCUGAUUGGAAGGAGACCAGAGAACCUGCGUCAGGCUCAAAAUCACUGGAAAAUAGACAAGAACCUGUCAGUGAUUCAAGCCGUAUUGCUAUAAAGAAACAAUUUGGCUGCUCUGUGUGUACGAAAUCUUUUGCACGGAAACGAAGUAUAUAUCGACACAUGAGAAUCCACACAGGAGAGAAACCACACAGCUGCUCAGUUUGUGAGAAAGCUUUUUCACAGUAUAUAGAUUUAAAGAGACACAUGACAAUCCACACAGGUGAGAAACCCUUUAGCUGCUCAGUCUGUAAGAAAGCUUUUUCACAGAGAGGAAGUUUAAAGGAACACCUGAGAGUCCACACAGGAGAGAAACCACACAGCUGCUCAGUCUGUAAGAAAGCUUUUUCACGGAGUGGAAAUUUAAAGACACACAUGAGAGUCCACAAUAUACAGCUGCAAUGUUUGUGACUAAAGAUUUAAAUGGUGUAUUGAUUUCAAAAUACACAAGUGUUGGUCGUCAGUCCUCACAGCUUAAUGAAAUUCAUACUGAGGAUAACGGAGAGACGGAGCCUCCAAUCAGCAGCUCAGCUGAACACAUGGAAACAGAAGCUGAUGGAGUGGACAAUGAAUAAGUCUUAUGACAGUUCACACAUGAGAAAAAUCUGUCUGGCUGGAUUAACAUUGUUACACAACAUUCAUAUAAGACUUUAAUGAAAUCCAUCUUUAUCAACAUAAGUGGACAAUAUGUUUAAUGUUUUUGUCAUACUGAUUUUCUGAUGUAUACGUUAACCACUGACUGUUGAUGAACCAUUUUAUUUUGGAUAGAGGGCUCCAAGUUUCCAUAUAGAGAUAUAGGAUGAUUUGAUGUAUUGUUCUUUAUUUCUAAAUGUUUUGUGUCAUUGCUAUCCUGUUAAUGAGCCCUGUUUUACAUAAAUGUACCUGUUAUCUGAUUAUUUUUGCUUCUGUAACUGUAAGGGAAUACAUUUGCCUAUUUUGUAUCCUGAUGACCUAAUGCUGUUACAUGUAAUACGUUACUCCCUAAGCCUGAUUUCACCCACCUGCAACCGAUUUGCUAAUAAUCACAAAUGUUCAUUUAUUCGACCCCUUGACUCAACUAUUUCUUGUUUAAUAAUCGUUACAUCUCCUCAGGACCAAGUUCCCGUGUCCUGCCUUUCACCUGCUGAUCACCCACUGCUCAUUUAAGGUGGACUGACCUUUACAAUGGACCAGCUAGUCUUAGUGUCUUAAUGCAAACGGUUUGUAAAGUGAUGCUAGUUCAAAAACGUGCUGUUGGGUUGUGUGCUCUCUGCAGGACGGUGUCUUCACUGUUCUUUUCUGUUUUUGUUGUACAAACGACGCCAACAGAGCGAUACGUCUUCUUUCCAGCCGAUGGUAUAAAUGUUAAAUCAUCCAGUUCAACUUUCAUCCACAUAUUAAUGAUUCAAAAAAGCAAUAUGUAAGAUAUGGCUAGUAUUUGACUAUUUCAACAGAAUCUGAAGGGGUUACAGUCUUGAGGCCAUGUCCAAUAUGUUUAUGUUUUGUUUGAUUACAUUUACUGAAAUGAGCAUUCAAUGACUACAUUAUUCUUAAUUAUUCAUUACAUCAUGGGUUUGCAUUGCAAUAUUAGAACGCAUAAAACCCAACUUUAUUUCUUCCAAGUUGCGGGUGUUCAUUGUUUAGAAGUCCACUGUGUUUCAUCCAAGCUUCCACUUCGUGCUCCGAUAAUGCUGAAAGUAUCUGUUGUAUGCUUUACCUGCUCCAGUAACACAAGCGUAAUUCACUGGACGGAGACAAGAGAUAGUGGAUGGAUCCAGAGGAGAACCUGGAAUA
This is a messenger RNA of Gymnodraco acuticeps, 2658 nucleotides long. RefSeq names its product zinc finger and SCAN domain-containing protein 5B-like. Gene Ontology annotation, biological process: regulation of transcription by RNA polymerase II. The transcript has 2 exons. The coding region runs from base 247 to 1296 and encodes 349 amino acids. The record is from RefSeq and is a predicted model, not a curated record. Gene Ontology annotation, molecular function: RNA polymerase II cis-regulatory region sequence-specific DNA binding; DNA-binding transcription factor activity. NCBI's taxonomy places the organism in Eukaryota, Metazoa, Chordata, Actinopteri, Perciformes, Bathydraconidae.